CUUCAGCUGACAAGAGACUAAAGGAAUCCAGUAAUUUAUUUCUGUGAAACAAUUUAUCUGAUGCCUAGGUUUCUCCCCCUCCCGACGAAGACCAAAUGCUUCUGAUCCGUAAGUAACUUCGCAAGGUAGACUGAGGGUCCUGGCAGCAUCUGGGCCUCCCUUGAAGGUCGAAAUGAAGCGCGCUCGCCCUCCUCUCCGCCUUUUCCGUUUAAGGUCCUCCAGAGGCUGCUUCGCUGCAGAAAGUAACAACGCGUCGCCGCCGCGGAAAGUGGGGCAACUUUGCCUGUUAGCAGAAACCUUUUGAUCCGUCUGAAGCGACAAACCAGACCCAGCGCCCGCCCAAGCUGUUCCGAGCCUCCGGGGGGAAAGCGAGCCCAACCUUCUCUGCACCGCUUCCUCAACCGCUCGCUGCACCUGGACGCGGGCGGCGCACGACCCCCGGCCGUGACGUCACCGCACCUGGCACCAGCCUGGGGGUCCGGGAGAGAGCCCUAACGCGACGGGGCGGGGUGGGGCGGGGAGAACGAGGGCGUUCUCGCGAGAUUUGCCUCCUCCCGGACCCAGUUCCCCGCACCUUCUCGGCCUCUGUCUGGGUCUCCACCUUACUCUACGGUGUCGCCUUUUUAAACCGCGGGUGCUAAGAGGCGAGGGGCGGGCUCCGAGGCUGGGCGGGCGCUCGCGGUUGGAGCCGAGGGCCUGGGCGAACCGGCGGGUUCCUCCCCACUACGGGAGUUGCCAGGGUGGGAAAACCGCGGUCUGGGCGGGCGGGGGAGGGCCCUCCCGCCGCCGUGGCUUCUGCGGAGGCCAGGGGUGAGGAGCUGUCGCCGCCUCUGCCUCUGCCUGGCGGGUCGCGCUGAAGGAACUGGCAGGAGAGUGCUGCGGGCGGAUGGAGGCGAGUCUUCGCCCCGCCUGAGCUCAGGAGGGGCUAGCGCGGAGCGCGGGUCCCGCCUCCAGCCGCGGGAGCGGCCGCGCGAGCCACCGGAGGAGGAGGAGGAGGAGCAGACGUCGGCUUCUCCCCGGGAGAGCCCCCAGCAUGGUUGACUAUAUUGUGGAGUAUGACUAUGAUGCUGUACAUGACGAUGAAUUAACUAUUCGAGUUGGAGAAAUCAUCAGGAAUGUGAAGAAACUACAGGAGGAAGGAUGGCUAGAAGGAGAACUAAAUGGGAGAAGAGGAAUGUUCCCUGAUAAUUUUGUUAAGGAAAUUAAAAGAGAGACGGAAUUCAAGGAUGACAGUUUGCCCAUCAAACGGGAAAGGCAUGGGAAUGUAGCAAGUCUUGUACAACGAAUAAGCACCUAUGGACUUCCAGCUGGAGGAAUUCAACCACAUCCACAAACCAAAAACAUUAAGAAGAAGACCAAGAAGCGUCAGUGUAAAGUUCUUUUUGAGUACAUUCCACAAAAUGAGGACGAACUGGAGCUGAAAGUGGGAGAUAUUAUUGAUAUUAAUGAAGAGGUAGAAGAAGGCUGGUGGAGUGGAACCCUGAACAACAAGUUGGGAUUGUUUCCCUCAAAUUUUGUGAAAGAACUAGAGGUAACAGAUGAUGGUGAAACUCGUGAAGCCCAGGACGAUUCAGAAACUGUUUUGGGUGGGCCUACUUCACCUUUACCUUCUCCGGGAAAUGGGAGUGAAACUGCACCUGGAUCAGUUACACAGCCAAAGAAAAUUCGAGGAAUUGGAUUUGGAGACAUUUUUAAAGAAGGCUCUGUGAAACUUCGGACAAGAACAUCCAGUAGUGAAACAGAAGAGAAAAAACCAGAAAAGCCCUUAAUCCUGCCGUCACUGGGAUCCAAAACGCAGAGUAUGGAGAUAACAAAAACAGAUAGUGAAGGUAAAAUUAAAGCUAAAGAAUAUUGUAGAACAUUAUUUGCCUAUGAAGGUACUAAUGAAGAUGAACUUACUUUUAAAGAGGGGGAGAUAAUCCAUUUGAUAAGUAAGGAGACUGGAGAAGCUGGCUGGUGGAAAGGUGAACUUAAUGGUAAAGAAGGAGUAUUUCCAGACAAUUUUGCUGUCCAGAUAAAUGAACUCGAUAAAGACUUGCCAAAACCAAAGAAACCACCACCUCCUGCUAAGGCUCCAGCUCCAAAGCCUGAAAUGAUAGCUGCAGAGAAGAAGUAUUUUUCUUUAAAGCCUGAAGAAAAGGAUGAAAAAUCAACACUGGAACAGAAACCUUCUAAACCAGCAGCUCCACAAGUCCCACCCAAGAAACCUACUCCACCUACCAAAGCCAAUAAUUUAUUGAGAUCUUCUGGAACAAUGUACCCAAAGCGACCUGAAAAACCAGUUCCUCCACCACCUCCUAUAGCCAAGAUUAAUGGGGAAGUUUCUACUAUUGCAUCAAAGUUUGAAACUGAGCCCGUAUCAAAACCAAAGCUAGAUUCUGAACAGUUGCCCCUUAGACCAAAAUCAGUAGACCUUGAUUCACUUAUAGUAAGGACCUCCAAAGAAACAGAUGUUGUAAAUUUUGAUGACAUAGCUUCCUCAGAAAACUUGCUUCAUCUCACUGCAAAUAGACCAAAGAUGCCUGGAAGAAGGUUGCCGGGCCGUUUCAAUGGUGGACAUUCUCCAACUCACAGCCCCGAAAAAAUCUUGAAGUUACCAAAAGAAGAAGACAGUGCCAACCUAAAGCCAUCUGAAUUAAAAAAAGAUACAUGCUCUUCUCCAAAGCCAUCUGUGUACCUUUCAACACCUUCCAGUGCUUCUAAAGCAAAUACAACUGCUUUCCUGACUCCAUUAGAAAUCAAAGCUAAAGUAGAAACAGAUGAUGUGAAAAAAAAUUCCCUGGAUGAACUUAGAGCCCAGAUUAUUGAAUUGUUGUGCAUUGUAGAAGCACUGAAAAAGGAUCACGGGAAAGAACUGGAAAAACUGCGAAAAGAUUUGGAAGAAGAGAAGGCAAUGAGAAGCAAUCUAGAGAUGGAAAUAGAGAAGCUGAAAAAAGCUAUCCUGUCUUCUUGAGGUAGUGUGGACCUGGUGUUCAUAAUGUUCCCGGGAUUCAGAAGCAACACUAUGAACUUCAGCUGGCUUGUUACUUACAAAUUGUGAAUGCUGAUGUUAUGAUAAAUAUGAGUAAAUGAAGUAUAAUAUCUAUAGAAACGUAGAGUGAGGGUGAAUUUUUAUAUAUAUAUAUUUUGUUUUGCCAAUAUGAAGAAAAAGGGGCCUUAUUUCUUAACUGUGCUGGGAUUGCAAACACUUUUUUAAAAAUUGUUUGCUUGAAAAUACUACUGAAUAUAUAUAAAUAAGAAUGUGCACAGUAGUUUUUUUUUAUUGAAACUUGUAUUAUUUUUAAAGAGAUCUAUACUAUAAAUAUGGUGAUAUAUUUACGAGUUAUCUGUAAGAUACACUAUUUGAGAGGGACAGAUUAGCUUUUUAGUAACUAUAGUCACUACUUUUUCCAUAAUGCAUAAGGGAUAUAAACUGUAUUUGUAUGUGUAUGUGUAUAUAUAUAUAUUUUUACUUUUAUCCUCUUACCCAAGGUUACACUGUUGUGCCUGUUUGUCUGCAAUGCUGUUUAUAUUUUGGGUGAUGAAAUAGGAGUUUCCUAGCUAUAUAAACCAGAUUACUCACCCAUGCAUAUAGUAAGAACUAAUGAAUAAUCAAAAUAAUUUCAUCAACUUUUAGAAUAUUUUAUGUUGCUUGCACUGUAGGAGUCAUAAAAGGAACUUAGUUAAAAUAUGUUGAACUGUUAAACAUUUGGGGAAAUAUGAACUGUAUUUUAAAUUUGUUAGGUCUGAAGAAUCUAAAACUGUUAAUUUAACCCUUAACUUGUGCCUAGAAACUACAGCACAUAUAAAACAUGUAAACACCAGCCUAUUGCUGUACUUUUCUGCUUAUUUUACAGUCUCAAAUAUUGCUCAUUAUCUUGUCAAUUUCAUGCUUCUCCUUCUGACUUUUAAUAAUGGUAAUAGGAAAACAAAACCCAGAACUUUUCAGAACUUCAGUGUGAGGUUUCCUAUUUUGACAAGUUAUCUUGUAAAUACUCAGGUUUUAUGAUGUAUAAUUUACCUAAUAGACCAAACUAACUCAUGGAGAUAUUUUGAACUAUUAUUUAGGUACAAACUUUAUGAUGAAUGUUAGUAUGUCAUAAAAUAAAACAUUACAGCUUAUUUAAAACCAAAUAUAGUUGAAGAUAUUUAAAAUACAUUUUCACAGAAUGGAUGAAUUAGUUGUUUCUUCAGAGUUACUUAUGAACAGUUGAAUGCUUUAAAAUGUUCUAUCUGUAGGUAACAUCUAAAAACACAAGUGGGUUUAUUUAAAUUUUUAAAAUUUGAAAUUUUUCAUUUGCAAAAAAUUAGGUUUUAUGCUUUAUUAUAUAGCAAAUGAGUGUCAGAUUUUUGAGUACCAGUGAUUAUGUUUCCAUUUUUUUAAGUUUUAAACCACCAAACCAAUAUUUUGCCUUUACAUUUUGAUCUUAUAAUACAGAAAUCUUAUGUAAAUGAAGUUUUGUCAUGUUUCAAAUAAAGAGAACUGAAGUAGAAAAUAGAAAUGCCAGUAAACAACAUAAUGUUUAAUUUACAACUUACAUUAGGGGUUUGGGGGAAUGCUAAUUAUAUAUUGAGAAUAUAUAUUAGAACUCUUCAAAAUGGGCUCUUCCAAUGAGGUCACUACUGAACAAAAUUGUUCCCUCCUCUUCUGUUAAAUAGAAUAGAUUUAAAUGACUAGUCAAAUGAAUUUUUUCCUUCUUGUUAAAUAAAUUAAAUCUUAUUUUCUUUUAAUGACAAACCUUAGGUAUAAUAAAAACAUUGUAAUCCUAGAAAUUAUCCUCCAGCUUUCUCACCUGAAAAUCUAUUGAAGCGAUCCCUGGUCAUCCUGAUAAUGGGACGAGGGAAGUUUCCAGCAGAUUUCAGGCUGUUCUUAAAGUUUUUGUUGGCCAUUUUCUCACUAGUACAUAAAAUCAAGAUGCUUAUGAGCAUGAAAAUGCAUUUAAAGAUUUUGCUUGUGUACUCCUCAGUCAGAAUAGAAAAAUAACUGAAAUACUUUUAUCUUUCUGUCCUUGAUAAAACAGUAAAGAAAACCAAACAAACCCAGGCCUGAUGGGAAAAAUGAUUCCUUUAUUCUAGCAAUGUUACUCCUUGCUGUUGGUAUGGGAAAUUUUAUUAAUUUCUGUUCCUAAAGUUCAUAUCACAAAAUGAUAUGUAAUAAUAACCUUUACUUGGGGUAAGUCAUGAAUUUUUUUUCUACAUGUGAGUAUAAAAGACGAAAGUGAACAGCAUGGAAUCUCACUGCCAAAUUAUUAGUGAAUGUAUAGUUCAUGUAUUCUUUGAGACACACAGUAUCAUUAAUUUCCGAAUUGUAUUUCAGUGUUAUUUUUUGUGUGUGACCACUAAGCUUCUGUCUUAAUAUAGAGCUGUUACCUUCUACAGAAUUUUAAGUCUGAAGAUGUAAAGAGAGAUCAGGCCUUGUGUAACAGAAGAUACUCUUUUUUCUGCUCUUACUGUGAUCACAGAAAAAUAAAAAAUCCAAAUGCUCUCUAGAUUUGUUGAUAAACAUUUUAUGCCUGCAUUUAAACUUGAAAUGUAUGAGCAGAAUGAGACAAUCAGUUAAAUCAGAAAUGAGAAGUAUUAUAAUGUAAUGACCUUGUUUUGCUGUAGCAAUAAAAUGACCAAGUGCAAUGACUUGAUUUAAUAAAAUCAUAUUUUAAAAGCUGCUGCUAUGAAUAUUUUUGGCUAUAAAAUUUUACCCUGACUUGCUUUCAGUAACUCUCAUGUAAUGCAGUUGAUGUUGUAACCUAACAUUCCAAAAAAAAAAUUGAAAGGGGGAAUCUCAAAAUAGUAUAUACUUCACUAACUUGUUUACAGGUGCUGUAUAAAAAGCAUGCUUCUCUCUCGAAAAAUUAAUAAUAAAGGAUUUUAUUGCCA
Molecule: messenger RNA, 5853 nt
Organism: Cercocebus atys (sooty mangabey)
Lineage: Eukaryota; Metazoa; Chordata; Mammalia; Primates; Cercopithecidae
Gene: CD2AP
Product: CD2-associated protein
Exons: 18
Coding region: 1034-2953 (639 amino acids)
Molecular function (GO): protein binding
Source: RefSeq, a predicted model, not a curated record